AGAGAAAACAAUGCCUUGUGUAACGGCUUGAUAGCGUGACUUCUCAAGAUCUGACUCUUCGGCUAGUGAGGAUGGACCCAAGGAACGUGUGGUUCCUCCAUCUCCCAAGGAGCCUACAAAUUCCCUCAGGAUUGAUCGUUUCCUAAGGCCGUUCACACUGAAAGCUGUUCAGGAGCUUCUGGGUAAAACCGGAAACGUCACUAGUUUCUGGAUGGACCAAAUUAAGACCCAUUGCUAUGUAUCAUAUUCCUCUGUUGAAGAAGCUGCAGCAACAAGACAAGCCGUGUAUAACCUGCAAUGGCCACCUAAUGGAGGCCGCUUUCUGACAGCUGAAUUUGUUGGACCAGAAGAAGUGAAAGCAAAACUGGAAGCUCCUCUGCCUCCGCCUCAACAUCAGCCACAGGCUCAGGUCCCUUCACGGCCACCUCCAACAGCUCUUCCACCGCCACCACCUCUGGCCAAACCACCUCAGAUCGUAGAACGUCUUCCUCCACCUCCUCCUCUAGUCUCUGAGGAACAAGAACCUCCCAUUGUCACUCUUGAUGAUCUUUUCAAGAAGACAAAAGCAAUCCCCAGGAUAUAUUACUUGCCCUUGUCAGAGGAGCAAGUUGCAGCUAAACUUGCAGCUAAUAAUAAUAAGUGAUCUUGCUGUUUGGGGGAUUU
Camelina sativa (false flax) is the source of this 663-nucleotide messenger RNA. The record is from RefSeq and is a predicted model, not a curated record. NCBI's taxonomy places the organism in Eukaryota, Viridiplantae, Streptophyta, Magnoliopsida, Brassicales, Brassicaceae.